Messenger RNA from Cladocopium goreaui, 3291 nucleotides. The record is from the annotation of a GenBank genome assembly. Lineage: Eukaryota; Dinophyceae; Suessiales; Symbiodiniaceae.
AUGUCACUGCAAGAUGCUGUUAAACUCGCAGAGCAUCAGGAUGCCUUUGGAGUGGUCCGUAAAGGACAUGCUGCCAGCCCAAGAUUCGCCAUACGUGAACUGGCAUCCGGCUAUUACGUGCAGUCCGGAGUGAAGAGACAAUUUCACAUCAAAGCCCUCAACAGUGUUGCCAAAGAACAAGCCAAAGCCAAAAAUACCGGUGCAUCAUCUGCAGCAAAUCCAGCGAUACCUAAGCAAAGUGUGCGUGCUGCCAAGCAGCAGGCCUUUGUGGCUCAGCUCAGUGCAAUGCAGGUUUUGACGCCAAAGAAAGAUCCACCCAAGCGCAAAGAAACUCAAAACAAGACCGGUUUGACCCAGAUCCAAAAAAGACUGGAGAUGCGGCUCUUUAACACGUCUCACAUGCUUCUUGCAAUGGUUCAUCGCUUGAGUGGCAAGAACUUUGGUGCCCACCGGAAGUCUGGGGAUGCCGUGCAGAGCGGGGUGCCGAAGCCCUAUGCUUGCAAAUUGCCCUACAUCUCGAGCAAACUGCUGUUGACCAACAAAGUGCAGCAGGUUCAUCCAAUGAUGACGUGGUUCGACGCAAAGGUAUCGGCUGAGCUGGCCAAGAUGGGAGCCUUUGCGCUUUUACGGGCAAUUGCUCCUGCAAGACCCGACUUCUGGGAUCCAGCAGGCCUUCCGGCACCUUUGCCCUCUACGACCGUGUGCAUGCCGGAGGCCAAGGAUGGAUUGGGCUUGGCACAAAAAGGUCCUCCGACAGCCUUGCGCUUCGCAGUUCGCUUUCGCACUCUCGCUGCCCUUUCGAAAUCCGCCAAGGAGAUCAAACUUGAAGACACAGCAAAAUUGGACGAUUUAAGUUGUAUCGGUCACUAUGGUCCGAUGAAUUACCUUUGUCAAGGUGCACUUCGUGGACUCCAGCUCACAGCCUUGAAUUCUCAAGCAAAGCAGAUGGAAGGUCGUUUAGUGGCCUGUCAGCCAUGGAUGGGAUCUUUGAGAGCGAACGUGAUCCGGACUUUGCUUGGCACACACGAUUACAACGCUUCACCGCAUGCCAUCUUUGCACUUCUUACCAAGCCAACCAUUGACCCAGAAUAUGCAUACCAUCUUAGUUGCAAUGCAGGCAUCAACAGACCUGCGACCUUGCAAUACUUAAACAUGCUGCAGAUUGAAGCCGAUUAUUUGCAGACACGGUGUGACAUGGGAGCAACACUGUCUCAAGCCUGUUGUCUCAACACGUUGAUUUACAAGGAGUGGAAAGCCUUCAAUGCAGAGAAGAUGGCGCAUAAUCUCGCAGAUCCGACAAUGCUUGGUCGCUGGAGAGUAGAUGGCCUGCUACCCAGCGUUGGAGCCGCGGGUGCCAUUGGUAUUCUCGAGUCGCAAGGGUGGCAGGUAUCGGAGCUUCUUUAUUUCGGUGCACAGCAUUGUGUUUUUACGUCCGAAUCUUGUGGCAAGACCAACCCCCUGCAAUACAAAGUUGCUCAGAACAGCAUCCAGCUUAUUCGUUUCAAGGCCCUCAAUGCUGUAGCUCGCAAGUGGCAAGAAGACGAAUCCAAGUCAAACCGUAACACUGCUGUCAAGACAAGUUCCAGCUCAGUGGGCUCGCAAGGACAAACCGCAUUCCUCAAAAAGUUGGCGCUCGAAGUUACUUCCAUUGAUUUGUUAUCAUCUUCGCCUCGACAGAGAAAGCCUGACGACAAAAGACAAGCUGAAGACAAGACAGGUCAAACACCACCGUCCCGGAAAGUUCGCGAUGCCUCCUACUGCUGGAAAAAGAACGGAAAGGAUGGUAGACUAAUAGCCGUGCAAGCCUGGUAUGCUCGGGGAGGUACUGCCCUCACCAUGUACGGCAUGUAUGGACAAUCAGGUGUCUGGCCGGACGACCUGACCAAAGGUGAGCUUGGUGAGGACGGUGAGCCAGUGCACACAACGGUGCUCCACCAGAUGAAGAACAGUGCGCCUGGUCUUGAUCAGAUCUUGGUGUGGGAUGAGGCGUCCCUGGCACUUUGUGGUGGUACGGCAUGUUCCACUGCAAUGACAAGCUACAACUACUUCUGGGAUCCAGCAGGCCCUCCGGCAUCGACGACCCAUGCUGAUGCUUGCAUACCGGAGGUGGAGAACUGCAUGGCACGCAUUGGAAGCAGACGUUUCCGAUGGAAAAAGAACAGUUGCAGACGAAGUAGCGCUAAAAGAUUGAAGAGAUGGACCUGGAUGCUUCUGCUUACCUUAUUUGCACUGGUCACGCGAUGGCACUUCACUUUGGCUUGGCACUUGUCAAAUGUAGACAGAAACAAAGCCAUUGGCAUCCGCAAUGGAAAUGGCAAGGGAAAAGGCAAAGGCAAGAAGGGUAAGGCAGAACCUAUGUCAUUAGCAAUACCCCUUGAGCAGAGCAGCCAGUCAGAUCCCACCGCUGAAAUCAGGGAAGCUGUAAGUGCUGUUGUCCCAGAGGCAGCAAAACUUCGCAGUCAGAGCUCUUUAGUUCAGGAGGAGUGGGAUGAUCCCAUUGUCCCACAUCAGUCAUUGUCCAAACAGGAUGGCAUAGCACUGGUUCCCCGCAGGGAUUUGGCUGAUGUCAUUGCCCGUGUGGGUUUCACGGCUCACAAAGUUGCUAUCCUUCUGACGGAACCACCAGAAAGACUUGGACUAGCUGGAUAUCACAAAGAAAGAGUUCGUAUCCGCUUGCUUGCAUUAAAUGACGAUGGUGACAGGGUGGAAACUUCUGUGAUGAGAUAUCUGGUACAGAUAGGCUUCGGAGCACACGUUCAGCAGGUCAUGCAAGGAGAUCAAGCCGACAUGUACUUCACCUUACGCAAAAUGACUGGCAAAAUGCCGGAAGCCCUGGGUUGGCCAGCUGGUCAAAAGCCAGCGGCCUUGGUGAUGACUGAGCUGACUAAGCAUAUUCCAGAGGAAGCCAUUUCUGAGGUGCAAACACGUCAUGAUGGAAGUUGUACAUUCUACGUCCACGCUGAUUUUGUGGAUACAAUUCUGCGAGCUUCAGGUCAGGGAAAUUUCUUCGUCAAGGAGUCCACUCCAUCCACUGAAUACCAUUUGCUAUGGCUUGAGGAAGAAGUCAGUCUCGCAGACGCAUUGACAAUGGCCUCGGACAAAGCUUGUUUUGGAGUCGCCAGGAAAGGAGGGGCUGCACGACCCAAGUUGGCACUACGACUUCGCAAUCAGGAGUCAAUGGCUGCUUUCGCGAAGUCAAAUGGUAUUCGUGAUACAUCACAUUGUAUGGCAGAUGGAAGAUCUCCGGCGUGGACAUCACUGUUGGUACAUAUGGACUGCUGGGGCUCCUAG